Molecule: messenger RNA, 4985 nt
Organism: Bradysia coprophila
Lineage: Eukaryota; Metazoa; Arthropoda; Insecta; Diptera; Sciaridae
Biological process (GO): proteolysis
Molecular function (GO): zinc ion binding; metallocarboxypeptidase activity
Source: RefSeq, a predicted model, not a curated record
GUUUUCACAGAACAUUUAUUUAAAUCGAAUACAAAGUAAAGCCCCAGUUAACAAUUCAUACAUAUCAUCAGAUAUAUCAUCAGUUAUGCUUGAAUCAAUUUUUUACUGGAAAGGCAUUACCCACAGACAAUAUUCUGGAAAUGUUAAGACUUGAAUAUCGUUCAAUCUACCAUUAGUGAUCUUGCAGUCGUCGAGUGAAAAUGAUCAAUUGUUAUGCUCGAAAAAGUUAUUGUUGAUACAAAGAAAAUUGUGAAGAAAAAAUGAAACUUAAAAUUACAAAAAUUUGUUGGUCGAGUCUGAUUCUUGUGUUUUAUGUGAAUUCUGUGCAUACUCAAUUUGCAAAAGGUGUUGUGAAAAACAAUGUGUUUUCCCAUUACAUGAAUAAAUCAUCCGGUGGAUCCUUAGAUCAUUCCGUUUUCAAUCAAAAUACAACAAACUUUGGAUAUUACAAAAGCACAAUAAACCCAACAAUGACUUCACCACUACCGUACAGUAUGCUAGCAGCCAUUAACCCAACAACCGGUGUCCAUAGAUCGAAUUAUCGUUUACAAAAACCAGGCUCAACAGCCUGGAACGGAGAAACGGCUAAACCAGUUAUUGCGUAUACUCUUCCGCCCAAUAUGAAAUUAAAAUUAGAGAAUGCUGUUCGUCAAGGACAUCUGGGCUCUCGGUCGCGUACCACAAAAAAGAUGAAUACAGCCACAACGCCGGAUUAUGAAGCGCCCGAAUUGAACGGCAUUAUUAUAAAAAAUUUCAUUAAUCACCUGUCUACAACAAAAGCAAAUAUUGAAAGUACCAUUCCGAAUCCAAAUCAAUUUUAUACGACUCCAUCGUCCGUCGGAGGUGACACCGAACCACUAAUGAUAAUGAACUCAAAUGCAUUUUUUCCGGCGAGUGAAAUGAACUUGAAUAACAUGAAUGACGGUAUGAAACAUGAACAGCAGGAUGACGAAAGUCCACCAAUUAUAGUUGCCGGUCCUACGAAUACUAACCAAAUACCAGCUCAAUAUCACAAUGCUAUAAAUUCCAGUCCUACCGUAGCCCAAGCACCUCCCUUAAAAUACCAUCAAGUAACUCCACAGCCUGUUAGGAGUACAGUUCCUCUUCAGCCUGUUAGAAGUACAGUUUCUCCACAGUCUGUUAGAAAUACAGUUCCUCCACCUAAAAUAUCCCAAAUUCCUGCACAGACAUCUACCAAUCAAAAAGUACGUGUUCCAGGUAGAAAACCAAUAAGGCGACGUCCUCAAUCUCAGCAACAGGUCGUUAAAGUUCCUACCACUUCGACCUCUCUAAACCAUACAAUUCAAACUGCCCAACACAACAAACAACAGUUUGUCAAAGUUCCUACGACAAAGCCAUCACAAAUUGUACAAUCGUUAGGAAAUGCUCCUAACAAAGUAGAUAUCCAGCAAAAUAAACCUGCGAAUAGUUCACCUUCAAAUCCGACUUCAACGCAUGUCGUUCCACAAUAUUUCCAAAAUCAGUCACAGCAUCAAAGUCCAGUUAUUUUAACUCCAACUAAGGAGAAUUCAUUAAACAUUUAUAAUGGAGUCGCGUCUCAACAACUAGCUGAGCCAGUACUACUUUCUUCGCCCACUAGUUCAGUAAAUUCGUAUAACUCCGAAGUGGGUCAAUAUCCGAUAAAUCCAGUAGCAAACCAGCAAACGGCCCAAUUGAUGAAUUCGCUUUCUCCUCUACAAACCCUAACGGGACAGCAAGUAGGGUAUAAUAAUCAAACAUUCUAUCAGCAGUCCGUAUUACCCAUGUCUCAGGAUUCGAUCAUUAAUCGACCGAACAACGCUUUAAAACAAUUGCAACUGCAAUUUUUGUUGGAUUGCAAUCUACUGGAUCCACUAACGAAAACGAAAAUUCCGUUAGGUACGAACCCUGUGGGUGAUGAUUUUUUCUUUACACCAAUGCCAUACACCAAUCAAAACCCGCAAUUCGCACCUGUAAAUGUAAAACAAAUUCCUUUUAAUCCAUUCAAUCCGCAAACGUAUCUUCCCUCAUUUCCUAAUCUAUUUACUACAACUCCACCGCCAAUAACGGCCGUGAUACUUACGGAUUCCACUACACAAACCACACAGCAACCAGUUUACGUGUCUGUGCAGCCAACACAAAAUUCCCAUAGACGUAAGAACAAAAAGAAAGUGAAGAACGUGUAUGUCGAUUUACCUAUUGUCAGUGAAGUCGGUAAUAUGUUGGACAAAGUGUACAAUUUUAUGGAGGAAUCGUUGGUGACCAAAGUUGUAAAGAAAACUGAAACGCAGCCAGCACGUAGAGGACAAGCUACGAACACACAGCAAACGUCACAUAAUCAAAAUCAUAAUCAAAAUCAAGUUCCUCAAAUUGUUCAAGUCAUACCUAGUAAUCAAAUUGUAGCAGUGUCAGCUAUUGAUGGAAGUAGCGAUGAAGACUACCCGCAUCAUCGUUACACAACACCUUAUUAUCGAACAACCAGAUCGCGAAGACAACGACCAAAAAGGCGACGACGUCCAAGCCCAUACUACUCAAAUCGGUUGCCUAUAAAUAACUGGCAACCAAUCAGUUUUCAUCGCCAAAAAAGAACAACUUUGGUGCCGAACGAUAUUGUGAACAAGGAUAAUCGAAAUAAAAAUUAUUUGACAACGAAAAUUCAUGUGACUAGUGAGUAUGUUGGCCCCCAGCCAACAGAAAGCAUAGAUUAUCCGGUCAAGAAAAAAGUUACCAAGUCCUCUGAAGAGGAUGACGAUGACUACUACGAAGAUUCAUUCCCAUACUUGAGUUUCGACAGUUUGGGAGAAGAGGACGAUGAUGAUGAUGAUGAAGAUGACGACAGUGAUAGUAAUAGUGUACAGACAAAUGAUGACAGUGCCAGUGUUCAAGUCACUAGAAUUAAUUCUAAAAAACAAAAGCGAAAUGAAGUAAAAAAGAAAAUUAGAAAGAACUCUAAAGAACCAAGUUUAGAAAGUGAAUCCUAUGAAGAUGACGUUGAUGAUGGUGAUGAUGACGAUAGUAAUAAUAGCAACGGUGAUUACAAUUUGCCAUCUAUGGGAAUGUUUGGAGACUUUUUCGGCAAUAUGGUUUCAUCAGUAAAUAAAUAUGUUCCAUCAAUGGGCAAGUUGCCCUCGAUAAGCGGCUAUAUUCCAUCUAUCGGUACUUAUUUUCGAGGUGGCAGCGGCAGCAAGGAAUUGGAUUCGAACAAUAUUGACAGAGAAGAACGCAGUACCACUCCACAAAUAGAGACAAGGAAUCCCAAAAAUCCGAAGCAAAUUUUCAGUGACUACAACGAUUAUAAUGGAAUCGACGGUCCAGAAGGAAAUGGAGGCGAUUCAUGGUAUUAUCCAUUUUUCGGUUCAAAUGAAGUAACAACUGCGACUCCAGUUAUAACUGACGCCAGCAAUGACUACUGGAAUUGGUUCGGGAAUAGCAACGAGAACGUUGAAUCCUCAACGGACAGUACUGCUACUAAUCAAAAUAAUUCAGGAUGGUUAUUCGGUCUUUUUGGAAGUGAAGAGUCAAGCUCUCAGGCAACAACAACAACUCCGACGACGACAACGACAAAGCGACCGUUUUUAACGGUGGACAAUCCUAUGUAUAAGCCACAUAAUUGGUUGGGAAUUAUGGCAAGCCACUUACUAAUGAAUAAGCCAAUAAAUAACACACCAUCCGCACCACAGAGGGUAUCCUACGACAACUAUCAAUUGUGGCGUUUGAUGCCUGAAUCAGCGGAUCAAGUCAAAUUCUUAGAAGAUUACCGAACCACACCGGAAGGUGUUAAAUUGCAGUGGUGGAAAGGUCCUACAUUAAGAGGACCAACAGACGUUGUUGUGCCACCAAAUUUGAUGGCUGACGUUAAGGUGUCACUGAAUUAUGAAGAAAUUCCGCACGAGGUCAUUUUAUGGGAUCUAGGGAAAGCCAUUCGAUUUGAAAAUCCACCGAUGUCACGUAGAGAAAAACUGGAAAUUGAAAUUACCCAGGAGCAUCCAAUGUCUUGGUAUCGAUAUCAUCGUUACAAAGACAUCGUCAAAUUUUUAGAAUUUUUGCAACGAAAAUAUCCCAGCUCCGUGGAAUUAAUUCACAUUGGCAAAUCAUUUGAGGGACGUCCACUGAUCGUGGCUAAGGUAUCUGGUCCUCGUAACAGUAAUAGUUGGAAAUCGAAGAGUAAUGAAAAGAAGAAAAAGAAGACAAGCAGACACAGUGUCUUCAUUGAGUCAGGAACGCAUGCACGUGAAUGGAUAACACCAGCAGUGGCCACAUGGAUACUUGACAAACUGGUUAAUGGUUUAAACAGUAGCGAUGCACUUGGAGAAACAAUUCGCUCUGUCGACUGGUAUAUUAUGCCAGUUCUGAACCCAGAUGGUUAUGAAUACAGCCAUCAAUUCGAUCGAUUAUGGCGGAAGACCAGGUCAAAACAUAGAGAAGAAUCUUCAUUGUUGUCCAAUGCAUUCAAUUGGCUGCGUAGAGAACAGAAAGAGAAGGAAGGCAUUUGUUAUGGAACCGACUUGAAUCGAAAUUGGAAUCAUAAUUGGAAUGAAAAGGGCUCUUCGAAGUCGGAAUGCAGUGAAUUUUACGCCGGACCAAACGCAUUUUCUGAGCCCGAAACAAAGGCUUUGUCUAAAUUUCUGGAAGAACAGAAGAAAAAUAUUAAGUUAUACCUGAGCCUACAUUCUUAUGGUCAAAUAAUAUCCUAUCCGAGCCGAGCAAAUGCUUCCUACAAUUCGAUCAAAUCGGACGAUUUACUUGAGAUGGCACAAGUAGCCCUUGAAGCACUUCGAGGUAGUGGCAGCUCAACGCGAUACGUUGUCGAUAAUACCAACGAGAUGAUGUAUGCGAGGUCGGGCUCGUCAGACUUGUAUACAAUGUACGAUCUUGGUAUUAAAUACAGUUACGCUCUGGAACUUAGGGAUAGUGGAACUCAUGGAUUUUUGUUGCCACCAUCUAAUAUUGAUUCAACAGCUAAAGAAACGUUUGAGAUAAUAAAGGGAAUGGUUGAUUACGUUUGA